Messenger RNA from Penicillium expansum, 1362 nucleotides. Its product is annotated as Cytochrome P450. Lineage: Eukaryota; Fungi; Ascomycota; Eurotiomycetes; Eurotiales; Aspergillaceae. The record is from RefSeq and is a predicted model, not a curated record. The transcript has 3 exons. Bases 1 to 1362 code for a protein of 453 amino acids. Gene Ontology annotation, molecular function: oxidoreductase activity, acting on paired donors, with incorporation or reduction of molecular oxygen; monooxygenase activity; heme binding.
AUGAAGACGACAAACCCUCAAUUUAAGGCGCAUCGGAGGUUGAUCCAAGAUUUGAUGACCCCGGCCUUCUUGGACGAAGUUUCGGCGCCCCGUAUCUAUGAGGCUUUUACCUCGCUCGUCAAUCUUUGGGCAAAAAAAGCUCGCUUGGCAAAUGGCCAUCCCUUUUCCGCCUCGGGUGAUAUAAACAAAGCGGCGUUAGAUGUCAUUUUUGCUGUUAUAUUUUCUCUCGACCCCAAGGACAGCGUCAUUAAUGCUCAACGACAGCUCAUUGCUAGCACAGCAAGCAUCAACAUCACAUCACCUAGUAGCAUAGAUGAGCCCGCUGUUUUUCCUGAUGCCCCUAUAUCAGGCGCCCCCAAAGCUAUUCUCACACUCACAGAGAGCUUAAAAUUUCUUGCUAUAUCACCAAUACCAAAACUGACAUUUUGGCUCGUGAGUUUGCUGCCCAACAUGCGUAGGGCAAGAGCAGCCAAGGAGACGAUGAUUACCACUGAGCUUGAGAAGGCUAAGACCAGAUUGUCUAUAGGAGCAAAAGAGGAGCAGUUUGCGAGAUGUGCCAUAGAUGAUAUCCUGCGUCGUGAGCUUGCUACUGCAGAGAAAGAGAAUCGAGAACCCGCCUACAAUACGAGAACAAUCUUCGACGAGCUUUUUGGCCUGCUGAUUGCCGGCUACGAUACGACCUCCACGGCCAUAACAUGGGGUCUCAAGUUUCUCUCGGAUCACCAAAAGAUACAGAAGAAGCUUCGUGAAGCACUUCGUAGCGGUUUCCCCGCAGCGAUUGCAGAAUGCCGAAAACCAACGGCAGAGGAGAUCUCCAAGGCUCAUAUUCCAUAUCUUGACGCUACGCAACAGGAGAUUAUCAGGAAAUCCAUAACAGUACCGCUGGUAACUCGCACGGCCAUGGUUGAUACUGUUAUUCUCGGACAUCACAUCCCUAAAGGCACGAAUGUGUUCCUCUUGGGAAACGGUCCUGACUUCAUUGAGCCUCCAAUAAGCGAAAUUCCCGAAGAGCGUCGCAGCAAGACCUGCCAGGAGGCGAAGGGAUCCAUUGGUUCGUGGGAUCCAGCGGAUUCAAACCUGUUCAUACCUGAACGGUGGAUUACCAACGAAAAUGGUAAGGAGUCUUUUGACUCUACAUCGGGACCACUUCUUACCUUUGGUCUUGGGCCAAGAGGGUGCUUUGGAAGGCGAAUGGCGUACCUCGAGCUGAAGAUCGUUCUGGUGCUUCUUUUGUGGAACUUUGAGUUGAAAAUUGCACCAGAGAAUCUCAGCUCAUACCAAGCGGAGGACAACUUAACCCACCAACCUAAACAGUGUUAUUUGCGUCUUUUGAGCUCACCGUUAGAAGGCCCUGGAUUGUGA